Messenger RNA from Cyprinodon tularosa, 3095 nucleotides. It is a transcript of the gene c1qtnf12, whose product is annotated as C1q and TNF related 12. Gene Ontology annotation, molecular function: hormone activity. The transcript has 8 exons. Lineage: Eukaryota; Metazoa; Chordata; Actinopteri; Cyprinodontiformes; Cyprinodontidae. The record is from RefSeq and is a predicted model, not a curated record. The coding region runs from base 906 to 1868 and encodes 320 amino acids.
AGGCUCAGAGCAAAGGAGCGACUCAGACCAGAUUGUAAAAAAAAAAAAGCACAGGGAGUGCAGUGGAGCAGGCAGAAAGACUCUGAGGCUGUCUGCACCUUGACUUGUUGGAGCAGCAAGCAGUACCUGCACGGCGUCAGGCAUCUGCUACCUGUUGAGUUUAUUGUGGAGUCAGACAGGAGGGACUAGCUCUUCAAGGAGAAGAAAAAGAAGCUUCAAACGAGUAAUUCUGGACCUUAAACUCAUUGAUUUAAAUGCUGAACCUGCAGUUUUUCUUUUAUUUUUGGGAAACUUAAUUUCAUUGGAUCCUGCAUCCUUCCCACCCAGCAGACCUCUGUUUAACUUUGGAACAAACAGGAACGUCUUCCCAGUGUAAAAACCAGCGUGAAGGGGGAAAAAAAGAGAAGUAAAUCAUCCAUUCCCAGCAGUUCUUACCUCCCACCCUCUGCUUUGGACACCCCCCCUCUCUCUCUUGCUCCCUCACUCUCCUCUUUUGCCCCCUGUGCCCUCCCUAAAACACCUCACCUCCCCCCCAACAGAGCAGAAAGCGUGAACAAUCUCACUAAUGGCUUUAUUUGCUGUCAGUUCUGCACAGCUCUGUCAUUCCCUUGGACCAUUCUGCUUCACACAUUUCAUAGUUGAGUAAGCCUCCUCUGCUGUCUGGCUACAAAGUGCCCUUGCAAGGCUGUGCUGGCUGGGACCUCAUCAAGAGGGGAGGAACACAACAGUGGCAUUCAGUCUGAGAACUUUGUGGACAAGGACAUCCUGAAACUCAGUUAUUUUUGGUGUUUGUUGGCCUUGUGCGCGUCUUCAUCUUCUGUGAAAAAACAAAAAAAACGUUACUGGUCCUAAAGCACCCUGCAAACUUUUUCUCAGGCCCCUUGGUGCUGAUUUAAAGUGUGAAAAUGAGGUGUGGAGCUGGCUGCCUGGCAGUGGUGGCUGCAGUGUUUUGGACUCAGUGCAUCCUUCUGGACGGAGUGGAAGCCAAGAAGGAGAGAAAGAGGCCAAAGGAGGCUACGCCGCAACACACAGAGGCAUACAAUAUAACCAUCUCCAACAGCGAGGAGGUCGGGAGAGUCAUCAAGACUUCUGAUCACCAAAGAGUGGAUCCACUGGGGUCAUGGAUGGAUUUUGUCAAAAGACCUGUUGGAAACUUCCCGGGAAAGUGUCGCAAACGCAAACGACCUCUGCCAGGACCACCGGGGCCCCCUGGUCCUCCGGGCCCUCGAGGACCUCCUGGCUCCCCAGGAGCUGAAGUGACCCAGAAUGUUCUUUUGCAGGAAUUCAAAGAGAUGAUUAAAGAGGCAACAGAGAGGAGGGCAGCAGCACUCGACAGGCAAACGAGUCCUAGCCAGCAACCUACAGCCCUCCUAACGCUGGAGGGAAUGGCCCCCCACCGCCGAAUACAAGAAGCUUUCCACUGCAAGCUCAAGGGACCUGUGGUGGUGGACAAGAAGACUUUGGUGGAACUCCAGAACUUUCAGACACCACCUGCUAAAGGAGCUUUCCUCAGAGGAAAAGGGAUGGAUCAGUCAACAGGGAGGUUCACAGCCCAAAUAACUGGGAUCUACCAGUUUUCUGCAAACGUCCACAUCGAUCACAAUGAGGUGAAGAGGAGCAAAAGCCAGCUUAAAGCCAGAGACAACAUCCGUGUGUUGAUCUGCAUUGAAUCCCUCUGCCACAGAUACACUUCUCUUGAAAUGAUUGUCGGAUUAGAAAGCAACAGCAAAAUAUUCACCGUCAAUGUUCAGGGACUGCUUGAGCUACAGGUUGGCGAAUACACUUCCAUAUAUGUGGAUAAUGCAGCAGGUGCUUCUAUUACAAUACAAAGUGGCUCCGAUUUCAUGGGUAUACUGCUUGGUGAAUAGCCUACCUCUGAAGAAGAGCCUCCUCCACACCAUCCACUGGUGUCACAUGGUUCUUUGUAUCUUUGAAUGAAUUGCAUCUCAAAACCAUGACACAAGACAGAAACCACAUGGGAUUUUUGAAGGAAAGAUGAACGGCUAAAAUAUUGACAAUACUGCCCCUCAAAUGGUGAGAGGACACUUUGAAGAACUUCAAGGCUGUUUGUUUUUCACAAUGCACUGCCACUUCAUGGGAAACUUGGAUGCAUGCUGCCUCACGUAUAAAAUAACCUGAACAUUACAAGGAGAUUAUGUUUGCAUCAGUAUAUUAUAUGGCUUUUUAAGACGUGUGCAGUAAACCAAACAUUAUUCUUGUUCACUGUAAACCUUGGAAAAGCUAAAGAAAAUUCUAUUUCACAGUCAUCCUUAUAAUAUAUAUUGGUAUGUAUUGGUUUUUUCUACAGUGUUUGUCAUUUACACAACUUUGAGAUGGUAUUUUUGAAUUUUAAAAUCACAAAUAUAUGUAUAAAUAUAUGUAUAUUAUAUGGUGCAUAGACUGUGAGUACACUGGAUGUUUGAUGCUAAAUAGGCCUCAUUAGUUGGCAACAUACAGUCAUCGGAAAAACUAAGUAAAUCCUUGGAUUCAAUAGGUUGAAUCUCCCCCACCACCAAUUCCUGUAAUUCCAACACUUUUAUUAGUAAUAAGUGUCAGUUUUCUUCUAUACGGCAGAGGAAUACCUUUGGUCUUUUCUCUUUACAACAUUACUGAAGUUCAUUGAGUUUUAUUGGCAAGCGUAUCUAUCGAGCUGCACCAUAGGAUUUCAAUCAAGCAGGGGUCAGCAAUCGGGUGGGCCAUUUCUUUCUAUGCCUUUUUUUAGUUGAAUUGCUGCUGUGUUUACAUAAUUUGCAUCUUGAUGGGUUAGGCAAAUUCUCUCCGUGUAUUUAUGCAACAAGCCCAAACCAACACACCUCCAAUACUGUGCUUUAACAUUUUGUUUGUACAGAUACAUUGUGUUUGGUUUGGCCAAACAUAGGCUGUUCCAGGGCACGAUAACUUAAAAUCUUUCAAAAACUAGCAUUUUAUUGCUAGAGAGAUUAGAAAUUCAUCAGUCUUUCUAACUUGUAAACAAUAUUUUUUUUUUAUAAAAUGUUGAUGUUGGACCUAAAAACAGCUUUAUCCAUUCAGACCGCUUUAAUUAGCAUUUCCAUAACUAGUGGUGGGUAGUAACUAGUCACAUUUACUGGAGUAAC